CGCCGAAUUGAGGUCUCAACUUCUCUGGAUAUUCGGUAGUAAUGUCUUCAAAAUUACGAGUGGACUGGUGCUUCGGGUAGCUGCCUAGUAUUAGUCACUCAAUUGAAAUAUCCUUAUGAAGCACCUCACGCCAGACAACAGUGCUUUGCACACUUGCCUCUUAUAUGUAAUCUUCUCACCCAAACGAGAAGAAGAGCAAACAGCAAGAUGAUUGAUCAAUUACUCGAUUUCUGCAAACUCUACUCUUUAGCAAGGUCUGUGCGCGGACGUAUCAAAAUUUUCUGUCCUUACAAAGAAUGGAAAGAAAAGUAUGAGCAGGAAGAGCGCAAUGGGUUUGCAAUAUUACAGCGAGAGAAGCGUCUUACAGAUCGGAAGAAGCAAAUUCUAUCAACAAUCGAGCAAAAAGAAAAGCCGCAGAUUGCGGGAUACCAAGAAUGUGAUGAGCAGUGGAAAAUUGGAUAUUUUUAUGAACUUUGCGAUAUCGACGAGAAAUUAGCUGAGGUACAACGCCUGGAACAAUUUCAUCAGCAAGCAAUUUAUACGCUAUUUUCAACCAAAAAAAAUCAUACCUAUCAUAGAGAUGUGAUGAUGGCUCGAAAAUGCCAGUAUUCGUUCAUUCCUCGGCGUGACAAACCAUACAUCUGGCUCAAGCACCAAGACGCCUGUGCUCGAAGUGGUGGCUGCUGUAGUCGAGAAUGUGGAUGUUGCGAAAAACCUUUAAAGGUAUUUCCCACUACUUCUAGUUUCCUUUUAAGGAAAAAGGAAGUCAAGCUAUAUGGUCAUUGUACUUCAGAAUGCGGGUGCUGUAUCAAGCAUAUCGGUACUUACACACCACAUUAUCUGUUCAAGAAAUCGGAAGAUAAUCGGAAGAAACGACAAAUGGAAUGUCAAGUUAGUAGCAAGAAGUAGUUCUAUCAUUAGGUAAAGG
Molecule: messenger RNA, 928 nt
Organism: Talaromyces proteolyticus
Lineage: Eukaryota; Fungi; Ascomycota; Eurotiomycetes; Eurotiales; Trichocomaceae
Exons: 1
Coding region: 208-909 (233 amino acids)
Source: RefSeq, a predicted model, not a curated record